This is a messenger RNA of Eruca vesicaria subsp. sativa (arugula), 270 nucleotides long. Lineage: Eukaryota; Viridiplantae; Streptophyta; Magnoliopsida; Brassicales; Brassicaceae. The record is from the annotation of a GenBank genome assembly.
AUGGAGAGUCAGAGCAAGUGGGGAGGCUUAAUGAAUAGAGUGAAGCCAUACUUAGCAAUGUUAUCUUUGCAAUUUGGUUAUGCCGGUAUGUACAUAAUCACCAUGGUGUCUCUUAAGCAUGGCAUGAAUCAUUACAUCCUGGCCGUUUACCGCCAUGCAAUCGCCACGGUCGUCAUGGCUCCGUUUGCUCUAUAUUAUGAAAGGAAAACAAGGCCGAAGAUGACGUUACGAAUAUUCCUUCAAAUUGCGCUGCUUGGAUUCAUUGAGUAA